AUGGAGUCUGAUCGGGUUUUCUUUAUGCUGCCCCAGGAAGUACUAAACCACGCCUAUGGACGAACGUCGGCGCCUCUGUUCCCCCCAAGUGAAGCCUCUGUUGCUUCUGUUCAGUGCAGCGGCGGGGGCUCUCCGGCAGCAGCAACUACACCUGCAGCAGCAGCAGCAGCAGCAGCACCUGCUGCUGCUGCUACUGAUGCAUCUGUUGAUUCGCAGCGGACGAGAGGAGAAGCUGCUGCAGCGCGGGGCCCCGCGUGGAAGCUGCUGCUGCUGGACCUGCGGCCGCAGUGGCUCUUUGAGGGGGGGCGGCUGCCGCCGGCUAUUCACGUCGACGCUCUGGGGGACUGGAAGCAGACGCUGCCUGCUCUCGUCGGCGGCAUAGACCCUGCUGCAACUGCUGCUGCUGCUGCUGCUGCGGCGGCGGCGGCGGCGGCUGCUGCAGACGCAGGACACACCAGAAACAGCCUAAAUGCUGUAGCUUUGCAAGCUGCAGCAGCAACAGGACGACGGGGCUCCUCAAGCUGCGAGUCAUCUGCAGUGAUGGAAGCAGACACAAAGGCUGCAGCGGCGGGGGCAGCCCCGGCGUCGGUAACUCGCCUGAGGGGCGAGCAGCAGGCGAAGACAUGGAGAGGCAGCGGCUGCAGCGGCGAUGGCAGCGGCGGGGGCAGCCCGGGCGUCGGUAACUCGCCUGAGGGGCGAGCAGCAGGCGAAGACAUGGAGAGGCAGCGGCUGCAGCGGCGGCGCGGCACGCGGCUGCUGCGCUCACUGAAGUGGAAGGGGUCCCCUGGGGAGUCUCGUGCUGCUGCAUCUGCUGCUGCUGGCGGUGGUUCUGCUGCUACCACAGCAGCAGCAGCAGCAAACAGGGGAGCCUACGCAGGCAGAAACUCUUCGCGGGCUGCAUCUGCUGCUGCUGCAGAUGCUGUAGCUUUGCAAGCUGCAGCAGCAACAGGACGACGGGGCUCCUCAAGCUGCGAGUCAUCGAGGGGAGAGAUGCAGCAAUGCCAGCAGCAGACAGCAGCAGCAGCAGCAGCAGCACCAGCAGCACCAGCAGCACCAGCAGCAACACGGCACCCGCACCGCCGCUGCAUGUCGGAGCCUCUUCAUCGGGGAGAUGGGAGACAUUUUGCAGCACCAACAGCAACACGGCACCCGCACCGCCGCUGCAUGUCGGAGCCUCUUCAUCGGGGAGAUGGGAGACAUUUUUGGUGGCUGCGUAACCAGUGCUCUGAGGGUGCAGCAGCAGCAGCGACAGCAGGAGCAGCAGCAGCAGCAGCAGCAGCAGCAGCAGCAGCAGCAGAAGAAGAAGCAGAAGCAGCAGGAGCCGCAGGUCGGAGUCCCGUCGAGAGUGCGGCUUUGCUGCCGGGGUCUCAGGCAGAGAGAGAGCAGCUGGAGCUUCCCUUACGGUUGCCUUGCAGCAGCAGCAGCAGCAGCAGCAGCAGCAACAGCAACAGCAGCAGCAGCAACGCCCAGCUGCAGCCAUCAGCUGCUCAGCCACUCGCAGCAGAAGCAAACAAAGCAGAUGAGUUGGAGACAGCGGCAGCGGCCGCAGCAAAAACCAACGAACAGCAGACGGAUUCGUCGCGGGUGUGGCAACAGCAGCAGCAACAGGAGCAGCAGCAGCAGCAACAGCAGCAGCAGCAGCCGGAUCACCAGCAAGACGAUAAGCAGCAGCAGCAGCAUCAGCAGCAGGAGUAUAAGGAGCAACAGGAGGAGUCGCAGCAGCAGCAAGAGCAAGCGGUGAAGUGCGGCUACGUGGUGGGUGUUGAUGGGGUUCGUGUAUACGAGGGUUUGCGUCAUACAGAGGAGCGGCAGACGGCGAGCACAGCAGCAGGCGAGAGCAGCGGCGACAGCUGCGUGUGUGUUAGUAGAGAGUUGGUGCUGAUAUAG
This is a messenger RNA of Eimeria mitis, 1887 nucleotides long. RefSeq lists its product as uncharacterized. Lineage: Eukaryota; Apicomplexa; Conoidasida; Eucoccidiorida; Eimeriidae. The record is from RefSeq and is a predicted model, not a curated record. The coding region runs from base 1 to 1887 and encodes 628 amino acids. The transcript is spliced from 9 exons.